Messenger RNA from Teleopsis dalmanni, 2253 nucleotides. RefSeq names its product sodium-coupled monocarboxylate transporter 1-like. The transcript has 9 exons. Gene Ontology annotation, molecular function: symporter activity. The record is from RefSeq and is a predicted model, not a curated record. The coding region runs from base 278 to 2053 and encodes 591 amino acids. Lineage: Eukaryota; Metazoa; Arthropoda; Insecta; Diptera; Diopsidae. Gene Ontology annotation, biological process: transmembrane transport; sodium ion transport. Gene Ontology annotation, cellular component: membrane.
UGUGAACUGCAGCGCAGAGAUGCAGUACAGCUAAGACAAGAUUGUACGGAUUUAGCAAAAGUCUGUGACUUCAACGACAAAAUCUAAACAGUUCAGUUCAGUUUAUAUCCGCUUGGUUUAGAUAAGUGAUAGUUGAAGCACUAAAUUCGGAGGAAGCGUCAUUGUUGUAAAAAAAAGUGAUAUUAAUAUACUUCUCGGUGAUCAGCUACAUUCAAUGACAACAAAAUCGUUCCUUUUUCUUUAAAAGUUUUGACUAUUAUAAGUGCAAACCAACAUUAUGUCGGAUAUAGAUAAUAUAUUGACAAGUUUACAGCGUUUUUCAUGGCUGGACUAUGUCGUGUUCAUAGCUAUGUUUGUGAUGUGCAUUUUAAUUGGAAUUUAUUUCGGUUUUAUGAAAAAGUCCCUUUCGGAAUCGGACUACCUGAUGGGUGGUCGUAAUAUGCUCGUAUUGCCUAUAGCUUUAUCACUUGUGGCUAGUUUUGUAUCAGGUAUAACACUACUAGGAUUACCCACAGAAGUCUAUUCAUAUGGCAUACAAUAUACGUAUGUUGCACUUGGUGUACUUGCUAUGGGAGUCGUGAUGGGUGUGUUCUACCUACCUGUUUUUCAUGAUUUGAGUAUUACAUCCACGUAUGAGUAUCUGGAAAGUCGCUUUGACAGACGUUCACGAAUGUUUGGUUCCGUUAUGUUUACCAUAAUGAAUAUUGGUUACUUGCCGAUUGUUAUAUAUGUACCAGCUCUGGCUUUCAAUCAAGUUACGGGCGUGGCGGUUCAUACAAUAACACCUAUUGUAUGCAUCAUUUGUGUUUUCUAUACUAGUUUAGGUGGCAUUAAAGCUGUCGUAUGGACUGAUGUUGUACAAACGAUUUCAAUGAUUGGAGCAUUGGUAUUAGUGGCUGUUAAGGGUAGUCUGGAUAUCGGAGGAGCUGGUGUCGUGAUCAAAGAGGCUUGGAAUUCAGGACGCAUUGAAGCGCCGGAUCUCGAUUUAAAUCCAACAGUGCGACAUACACUUUGGUCUCAGCUAAUAGGAGGUGUCGUCUAUUGGACGCAAACUAAUGCUGUGUCACAAAACAUGAUACAACGGUAUUUGUCGUUACCUACAUUAAAGUCCGCUAGACAUGCGUUAUGUAUUUUUUGUGGUGGGGUUCUCUUGCUAAUGUCGCUUUGUGCCUAUAACGGUCUGCUUAUAUAUGCAACAUAUAAGGAUUGCGAUCCGUUGACGACUAAGUUAGCCAAGGCUCGUGACCAAUUGUUGCCGCUUUUUGUUAUGGAUACUUUAGGCGAGUUACCAGGUUUGACAGGACUCUUUAUUGCAGGCGUCUUUAGUGCGGCUUUGAGUUCUUUAUCCACAUGCUUGAAUUCCAUGUCUGCAGUGGUUUUGGAGGAUUUCGUUAAACCAUUUGUAAAGAAACCACUUUCAGAGAAAGCGAUCAAUUGGAUUAUGCGUUUGGUUGUAGUGGGUGUAGGUGCACUCUGUGUUGCUUUGGUGUAUGUGGUUGAGCAUAUGGGAACUGUUUUACAAUUAACAAUGAGCUUAGAGGCUAUCACAAACGGACCUCUAUUUGGCAUAUUUACAAUUGGUAUAUUUAUGCCUUGGAUAAAUGGCAAUAGUGCUUUAACUGGUGGUAUUGUCGGUGUAAUUUCAAUGUCUUGGAUUAGCUUAAAUGCGCAAUGGGCUAUUGCAUCUGGUGCUAUUCGCUAUGAGACAAAACCUUUGACAGUGGAUCAUUGUGACUAUCGUUUUAAUAUGACUGAAGCAUUUAGUUAUGCUAAUGCGACUAAUAUUAGUUCAGCUAAGGAUGACAUAUUUCCUUUAUAUCGGAUUUCCUAUAUGUGGUACACUUGCAUUGGUGCUACAAUAACAAUUAUUAUCUCCAUAAUAAGUUCGUCGUUCUUCGGCACAAAUGAUUUAAAAAAAGUGGAUCCAAUUUUAUUAACACCAUGUAUACGUAAAUAUUUCGACUUUGGAACCACUGAAAUUAGUACAAAUCAUGUAAAAAAUGUAAGCAUUCCAUUAAAACAAAAAUAUCGUUCCGAUGAAGCAGCUCUGUGACAUCUACAGGAAUUACUUGGUUCCAGAGAAAGUAACAAUAUGUCCUUAAUUUUUAUUUCAAGUUUUUUGUAAUUACAAAUACAUAUAUAUAUUUAUAUGAGUACAUAUAUAAGUUUCUUUAUAAAAAUAAGUGAUUGAAAUAAAUGUAUUGAAAUAAAACUCAUUUCAUCUUAAAAAGACAUUAGCAGCUAUAAUGACAA